AUGCCUGCCGAGGGAAAGGCUUCACACGAGGACAGCUUCGAUCCGGCCGGUCUCCCGGACUAUGACUGUGACUUUAUCGACCCGGACGACCUGCAUCGUUUCGAAAAAGCGCUCAACGCUCCGGAAGCUUCUCCUUUGGUAGCCAUCAACGACUGGCGCCCGAUCAACCAACGUGUCCGCAAGGCUCGAGGGCGUCGCAAAGCCCUGAAAAGAAGCAAAGAUGAGACGAGAGAAGGCGUGCUGUACACCAUCCUGAAAUGGCCGCUCCUGUUGACCGUGUUCACUUGGAUCGUGGCCCUGUGCUGUGGCUAUGUCCUGGUUCGAGUGUAUAUUUUCCUGUAUGAGCAGUGGGUCACUUGGCGGGGCAAGAGACAACGACUCCGACUGUCACUGUCCGCUCAGACAAAUUACCAGGACUGGUUGAAGGCGGCACAGGCGUUGGACGCUCAUCUUGGGAACGAGAAGUGGAAGCAGAUCGACGAAUAUGCCUACUACGACCACCUCACAAUAACCAAAGUGGUGACACAAUUGAAGAGCGCGAGGGAAGGUGCCCAGCGGGAAAUUCAGAGCGGGAGGACCAAUGACAAUGAGAUUUCUGCCGUGGAGGAGCUACGGUCUCUCUUGGAGGCGUGCGUCAAGAAUAAUUUUGCUGGAGUGGAGAAUCCCCGGAUGUACAGCGAGGCUUAUUCCGGAACCAAGGACCUGGCGCAGGAGUACAUCGAUGAGGUGCAUGCCUGCAUCCAGUUGAUCCUGGACAGUAAGCAAAUUGAUCGGGAGACCAAAUACCAGCAUUUCAAACACCUCGAUACCAACUUCGGACGCACGGCACUUUGCCUCUCGGGCGGAGCGACCUUUGCUUACUACCACUUCGGGGUGGUUAAGGCCUUGCUAGACAAUGGCGUCUUACCAGAGAUCAUCACGGGAACGUCAGGCGGAGCACUAGUGGCCGGUCUUGUGGCAACCCGAACCGAUGAGGAGCUGAAGCAGCUGCUCGUUCCAGCCCUAGCACAUCGGAUCCGCGCUUGUCAUGAGGGAUUUGCAACGUGGAUGCUCCGUUGGUGGAGAACGGGCGCUCGGUUCGAUACAUUAGACUGGGCCAAGCAAUGCAGCUGGUUCUGUAGAGGUUCGACUACCUUUCGAGAAGCCUAUGAACGGACUGGUCGUAUCUUGAAUGUCUCCUGCGUGCCCUCAGAUCCUCACUCACCCUCUAUCUUGGCCAACUACCUGACAUGCCCGGACUGCGUCAUCUGGAGCGCCGUGCUUGCUUCCGCUGCCGUCCCUGGCAUUCUGAACCCGGUCGUCUUGAUGACGAAGACGCGCAAUGGUACACUAAAGCCUUACUCAUUCGGUCACAAGUGGAAAGACGGCAGUUUGCGGACGGACAUCCCGAUCAAGGCUUUGAAUUUGCAUUUCAACGUAAACUUCACGAUUGUGUCUCAGGUCAACCCUCAUGUGAACUUGUUCUUUUUCAGCUCCCGGGGAACUGUAGGGCGACCAGUUACCCACCGCAAGGGCCGUGGCUGGCGCGGUGGAUUCCUGGGCACUGCUCUUGAGCAAUAUAUCAAACUUGACUUGAACAAAUGGCUCCGUGUCCUCCGACACCUGGAACUUCUUCCUCGACCACUGGGUCAGGAUUGGAGCGAGAUCUGGUUACAGAAAUUCAGUGGCACGAUCACGAUCUGGCCAAAGAGCGUUCCAUCCGAUUUCUACCAUAUUCUUUCCGACCCGAGCCCCGAACGACUUGCACGUAUGAUCCACAUGGGUCAGCAAAGCGCUUUUCCCAAAAUUCAAUUUAUCAAGAACAGACUCAAGAUUGAGAAUGCCAUCAUGAGGGGCCUGCAGCAAUGCUCCGCCACCGGCGGACGCUCUCUCUCCCCGAUCCUCUCUCGUCGGCUCCACAACUCAGAAAACGAGGACGUGAUGGAGCGGAGAUUGGAUGAAAGUUUACCAGAACGUAGCGAAUCAAGCUACAAGCAUGAGUCGCCUUAUGUCGACUUCUCCGAUAGCAUGUCCCAAUCAACCUUCUCCACCUCCUCACGCCCUCAGACCCCCACUUCUCGGAGGGGCAGCGUGAUAGAGGAGAUACAGCGCCAGUCGGCCGUCUUCUUUGACGAUUCCGACCUCUAUGGUGAUGAAGACGCCGUAAUCACCUGA
Messenger RNA from Penicillium maclennaniae, 2154 nucleotides. Its product is annotated as patatin-like phospholipase domain-containing protein. Gene Ontology annotation, biological process: lipid metabolic process. Lineage: Eukaryota; Fungi; Ascomycota; Eurotiomycetes; Eurotiales; Aspergillaceae. The record is from RefSeq and is a predicted model, not a curated record. The transcript is spliced from 2 exons. Bases 1 to 2154 code for a protein of 717 amino acids. Gene Ontology annotation, molecular function: triacylglycerol lipase activity.